Messenger RNA from Aspergillus pseudonomiae, 931 nucleotides. RefSeq names its product blue light-inducible protein Bli-3. The record is from RefSeq and is a predicted model, not a curated record. Bases 136 to 762 code for a protein of 208 amino acids. The transcript has 3 exons. NCBI's taxonomy places the organism in Eukaryota, Fungi, Ascomycota, Eurotiomycetes, Eurotiales, Aspergillaceae.
GGCAUCUCCUACAUCAUAGUAUACAAAAAAGCCCUAUAUAAACAAUGAUCGCCAUGGCUAUCUCUCCCACAAGAUACAACUAUUGAACAUCCAAUCCUCUUCAUAAACCCCUCAACUGAAACAAAACAACCCAAAAUGUCCGCCACAAUCAACACCAGUAAAGGCGAGCAGCCCAUCGACCCCUACAAGGCCAAAAGCCUCGAGGACCCGCCCCUGGCCCAAAAGGUUGAGGACCUGGUGGACUUCAUCUCCGAGGCCAAAUUCGGCAUGCUAACGACCAAGAUUGCCGGCUCGGAAUACUUGACGUCGAGAUGCAUGGCGUUGGCUGGGAAGGAAAACGGCGGCAUUGACCUGCUCUUCCAUAUCAACCUCUUCUCCAGCAAGACGCUAGACCUGACCACGCACCCCAGCGAAGUCAACAUGUCCUUCCUGGACCAAGUCAGCGGGUCCUGGGCGUCUAUUUCGGGGACUGCCUCGAUCGUUGCUGACAAGGCUACCGUUGAAAAGUAUUACUCGCCGACGCUGCCGGCUUGGUUGGGCGAUCUUGGUGACGGAGUUCAUGAUGGGAGUCCGUCGGAUCCGAGGAUCGGGGUGAUUCGGUUGGAGGCGAAGUUGGCGACGUAUGCGGUGGCUACGAGGGGCAUCUUUGGGAAGGCCAUUGAGACGAUCAAGAGUGCUACUAAGGGCGAUGUACCGGCUAUCAAUAGUAUUCGGGAGUUGAGUGAAGGGGAGUUGGCUGAGUGGCGCCGGACGCAUAAAUAAGGGCUUUUCUUUUUCGCUGGGCCAAGGCCUUCUUAUGAUUGAUUAUGUACAUGUGUAAUGACGAGUCUCGGUUCGCUUAGGGACUGGGUGCGAAAUAAAUCGAGGAAUUAAUGCCUAGUAUGGUGGAGAUAAUCAAAAUGAUUGAUGUUCGAAAUAGUACAGGAGCUGC